Theobroma cacao (cacao) is the source of this 2245-nucleotide messenger RNA. RefSeq names its product plastid transcriptionally active 12 (gene PTAC12). The record is from RefSeq and is a predicted model, not a curated record. Gene Ontology annotation, cellular component: nucleus; chloroplast. Lineage: Eukaryota; Viridiplantae; Streptophyta; Magnoliopsida; Malvales; Malvaceae. Gene Ontology annotation, biological process: response to light stimulus; positive regulation of red or far-red light signaling pathway; positive regulation of DNA-templated transcription.
UCAAAUUUCCGAACGUGUCCUGUCCCAAAAGCUAAACCCCAACAAACCAAAACCCCGAAAUAUUAUUCUAUGCCACUGUCUCAGCUGAUGCCGCUUCAUUUCCUCAGCGCCCAAACAGAUUAAAGCUCCCGGUUUUGAAAUUAUAAUUUUUCUUGCGGAUUUCAUAUGCCGGAUAUUGCGUUGUGUUGAAAAUGUCAUCUUUAUCGGUAAAGUUUCCGUAUCAAGAUAGAUGCGUACCUGCUGGGAAAUCAGGCUACAAUCACUUACAGACAUCCUUUGUAGGUUCUUUUCCGGCUGGAAUAUUGCAAAUUAGAGUUGGUUUGAAUAAACCAUCAAAGGGGGCUAAUUUAUUUCCUUGUAUUAAGUGUGAAAAGAAGGAGGAACCCUUUGAACAUGUGUCUGUCGAGCGUCCUCCAUAUUAUAGCUAUAUGGACUCAACGUCUGGGCAACUUGAACCGGCAUCUGGUGCUCGUGCAAGUAUUCCAGGAGAGGAGUACUGGCCUGAAGGCACUGCUAGUCGAGUUAGGGCUGCCAGGGCUCCUGAACCAACUGGAACUUCGGAGGGAUCUCCAUCUUACGGAAAAACUCCAGGAAGUAGGAGGAAGAAGUAUAAAACGGCAGCUGCUGCUGAAUCUUCUCAAGUGAGCAUUGAACCAAGUGAUCCUGUGGUACCUGAAAUCAUUGAGGAGACAAUGGAAGAUCCAAAAGAUUUCUCAUCAGACUAUGUCAUCUACCAGACAGAAUUCGAAGAAGCUGAAGAAGCUGGAUAUGAAUUAGACAAGAAAUUUGGACGCCCUCAUCCAUUUAUUGAUCCAAAAGUGAAGAAGCCAAUGGAGGAACCACUUACUAGUGAAGAACUAUGGUGGAAUUGGAGAAAGCCAGAAAAAGAACAAUGGUCUAGAUGGCAAAGGAGACGACCUGAUGUUGAAACAGUUUUUCUCAAAGCAAUGGCUGAGACUGGGCAAGUAAAGCUUUAUGGUGAACAUCCAACACUAACUGAAACUUCCCUUUACAGAGCUAGGCGUCAUCUUUUCAAGGAAGAAAGGCUUAAGGCUGAGCAAGAAAGACUAGAAAGAAUUGGUCCAAUGGCAUACUACUCUGAAUGGGUAAAAGCAUGGAAGAGAGACACUUCACGUGAAGCUAUUCAGAAACAUUUUGAAGAGACUGGUGAAGAUGAAAAUACUCAACUGAUUGAAAUGUUUUGUCAUCAAACAGAUCGAGAAUAUCGGAUUAUGAUGGGGACUGACCUCCGUAUUCGGAGGGAUCCUCUAGCAAUGCGAAUGCGAGAGGAUCAAAUUAAGCAAAUAUGGGGUGGAGAUCCAGUUUACCCAACUGUGAACUAUAUUCAAGAUCCAGAUGAAGUGAUUGAUUAUAGGGGACCGGAUUUUCAUGAACCAACUCCAAAUAUGCUGGCUCAUCUGAAGGAGCAUGGCAAGAUCAUAUCAAGGGAGGAGCUUGAGAAAAUUUUGGCAAAGGAGAAGACUGAAGAACUUGAGAUAACAGAUAUGGACGAUGCUAUGGCACGAGCUGUUGAUAUUGGUGAAAAUGAAGAGAAUGAAGAAGACAAUGAAGCUGACAGUGAGGAAGAAGAGGAGAAAAUCAGGCGGAAUUGGAGUGUUCUGAAAAGUACUCCGCAGCUUAAAAAGUCAAAGGCUAAGCCAAAAAAGGGGGAUCCAAUGUCCUUGGAAGAGGCAGUCGAAGAUUCUGAAAACUUGACUGAUUUUCUCAUGGACUUUGAAGAAGAUGAGUGAGGGCUAUCCACCGCAGUAUAUUUCUAUGGGUUGCAUAUAAUAUGAUUUUUAGGGAGUGAAUUUGAAUUACCAAGUGAAUGCUACCAGGUGAGAUAAGAGAGUUUGAGGAGGUGGAAUUUGGGUGUGGAGGGAUGGAUAUAUGAGGAAAGUGAAGAUGGUGAAAUGUACAAGGUUUUCAUUGUCAAAGGCACUCUUAUUGAUUGAUAACUCAGCUACUCGAGGACAUUUGAAAUUUUCAUGACAGCUGAAUGAAGAUCCAACGAGGUUCCUUUUCAAUUGCUUUCUGGAAAACGCCUUCAAAACCUUGGGAGUGAGGAGGGUAUCAUGUGUCGUCUUAGGGGCCUGUAUUCAGAAGUAAGAACCACUGGCAAGUAGAAUGGGUCAACAUAAAUGCAAUUACAAGUACAGGGCUUAUUAAGAAAUCAUUGGAUAUUGUUGCACUUGUAGUUGAAUUCUGUUGGCACAUUGCACUUACAAUCUUUUUCUCAAAUUCA